Molecule: messenger RNA, 1411 nt
Organism: Nicotiana tabacum (common tobacco)
Lineage: Eukaryota; Viridiplantae; Streptophyta; Magnoliopsida; Solanales; Solanaceae
Product: methylsterol monooxygenase 1-1
Biological process (GO): lipid biosynthetic process
Molecular function (GO): oxidoreductase activity; iron ion binding
Source: RefSeq, a predicted model, not a curated record
AAAACCUUAUAAAAAUAUAUUGACCUGUCUUCUUUCUAGCUAGCUUCUAUACACUUGUUCUAUUCUAAAUCUCCAUCUCUCUUUCUCCCUCUUCCUCCAUAGCCAAUUUCCAAGAUUCCAUUACAGUUCUACUCAAACCCCAUUUCACUACAAACCCUUUUCAAUGUUGCCCUUUAAAACAAUCCAAGAGGCAGAAUCUGCCAUUGGAAGAUCCCUUACAACUCUAGAGACAAUUUGGUUCAAUUACUCUGCAACCAAAUCUGAUUACUAUCUUUACUGCCAUAAUAUCCUUUUUCUCUUCCUAAUCUUCUCUUGUGUCCCUCUUUAUUACCUUUUCCUUGAACUUUUCUUCAGAAACUCUAUUCAGUCUUAUAAAAUUCAACCAAAAGUCAAUCUUUCACUCUCUGAGGUGUUCAAUUGUUAUAAGUCUGUUAUGCGUAUGUUCAUCCUUGUUGUGGGUCCCCUUCAGCUUGUUUCUUACCCCUCUGUUAAGAUGGUUGGGAUUAGAACAAGCUUGCCCUUGCCAUCGUUAUGGGAAAUUUUGUUGCAGUUGGGCACAUAUUUUAUAGUGGAGGACUAUUUUAACUAUUGGAUCCAUAGGUUCUUGCAUUGUAAAUGGGGUUAUGAAAAGAUUCACAAGGUUCACCAUGAAUACACAGCUCCAAUAGGCUUUGCAGCGCCGUAUGCGCAUUGGCUAGAGAUUUUGAUCCUUGGGAUCCCCUCAGCUAUUGGGCCCGCUAUUGCGCCUGGUCAUAUGGUUACGUUCUGGUUGUGGAUCGCAUUGAGACAGAUUGAAGCUAUUGAGACUCACAGUGGAUAUGACCUUCCUUGGACUAUCACAAAGUAUAUACCUUUUUAUGGUGGACCGGAUUACCAUGACUACCAUCACUACGUUGGGGGCCAAAGCCAGAGUAAUUUUGCUUCAGUUUUCACCUACUGCGAUUACAUUUAUGGAACUGAUAAGGGCUAUCGCUAUCAAAAGAAGGUCCUCCAGCAGUUAAAGGGAGCUUCAAAUGUCAAUGGUGAACAAAAUGGAGUUUCAGCAAAAGAUUGCAAAGAUGACUAAUUCUAGAAUGGACUUAGCCUGGUAAACUCUUUGAAGCAUCAUUUGUUUUAGGUUGUCUACAUCCGUUGUUCAGAAUGUGUUAAUGUAGGAAGUUUUCAUGGUGCCUAUGAGUAACAACCUCUUUGUAGUCUUUUGGGGAGUGUUUUGACCCCAAACUUUGUUUCGUUUGCCAAACAUGUUAAAGUUUGAUUAGUAUAGAACUGCAGAUAGUAUUAGUUGGAUCUUUCUUAAAAUUGUGAAAUGAAUUUUAGCUGUAGCUUGAGUUGAUGAACUUAGAAUACUGUUGCGUCAACAGAUAUAGGGUUGAUUUUUCUUGACGUUUAAUGUAGAGGGGAUUUUUCUUGA